Sceloporus undulatus (fence lizard) is the source of this 1189-nucleotide messenger RNA. It is a transcript of the gene DNAJB9, whose product is annotated as DnaJ heat shock protein family (Hsp40) member B9. Gene Ontology annotation, cellular component: endoplasmic reticulum. Gene Ontology annotation, molecular function: misfolded protein binding; protein-folding chaperone binding. Bases 165 to 815 code for a protein of 216 amino acids. The transcript has 3 exons. The record is from RefSeq and is a predicted model, not a curated record. Lineage: Eukaryota; Metazoa; Chordata; Lepidosauria; Squamata; Phrynosomatidae.
CGCGCGCGGCACGUGACGCCCGGCGACCAAUCAGAGAGCGCUUCGUGGAGGAGCAGCGCCCGAGGCGAGGUUAUAAAAGGAGGGGAGGGAAGGGCGAAGGAAGCAAAAGGAAGGAGGAACCCUUGAGAGAAGGAGGUUGGAGAGGGACUCUGUGGCAUCUUACCAUGGCUACUACACACUCUAUCUUCAUAUUUGCACUUUGUAUUUUAAUGAUAACAGAAUUAAUACUGGCCGCAAAGAGUUAUUAUGACAUUCUUGGUGUCCCCAAAAGUGCAUCUGAUAGACAAAUCAAGAAGGCAUUUCACAAACUAGCGAUGAAAUACCAUCCAGAUAAAAACAAAAGUCCUGGAGCAGAAGCAAAAUUCCGAGAAAUUGCAGAAGCAUAUGAAACAUUAUCUGAUGAAAAUAAACGUAGAGAGUACGACCAGUUCGGCCAUGCCGAAGGAAGAAAAAGCAACAGCAACGCGUUCCAAGACUUCAACUUCAAUUUUGAUGACUUGUUUAAAGACUUUGACUUCUUUGGCCAAAACCACAACAUGCAGUCAAGGAAACAUUUUGAAAAUCACUUUCGAAGUCAUCAACAGGCUCACAGCAGGCAAAGACGUUCUUUUCCAGACUUUUCAUUUGGAGCAGGACUGUUUGACGAUGUAUUUGAGGACAUGGAAAAAAUGUUUUCAUUUGGUGGCUUUGACAAUACACACCGGCAGACAAUGCGGACUGGGAGCAAAUUCCAUGGAUCUAGUAAGCAUUGCAGAACUGUCACUCAACGCCGAGGAAACAUGGUUACUACAUUUACAGACUGUUCUGGGCAGUAAUAUUUCGCAAUCUGUAUUCUACUGUCUGCCCUUAACUACUUUUUCUUCCUGUCUAUUGCUGCAGAAGCACAGAAGUUCUUCUGUGAACUUUGUGAGAUUUAUAGCUUAAUCACUUUAACUGCUGGAAAUAAGCUGUAGCUAAACUGAUAUGUAGUACGAGAAGUGCAACAAAGCAAAGAUGGGAUGACAUUAAUUUAUUCCACUGCACUUGGUGUAAAAAUCUCCAUGUGACAAUGUUAGGGUGUGUUUUUAAUAAUAUAGGCUGCCAGAUUACCUCACUUACUAUGUUUAUAUUUCACAUUUGGUGAAGUGCUGAGUUGUUGGUAGAUUAGAAAUAUUACCAGGCUCCCAUUUCUAUAAAGUGUUAAUCUGUU